Molecule: messenger RNA, 1007 nt
Organism: Cucumis melo (muskmelon)
Lineage: Eukaryota; Viridiplantae; Streptophyta; Magnoliopsida; Cucurbitales; Cucurbitaceae
Exons: 1
Coding region: 1-801 (266 amino acids)
Source: RefSeq, a predicted model, not a curated record
AUGAAAGAGUUAUCCUUCUUUCUCUUCAAGAAUUCUCUGGCUGCAAAGAUGAGGAAAGGCUUCAGAACUUUCUGCAAUGGCGACGGUUCAACCUCCACUCUCAACCAACACAAAACCAACCAGGAUCAGUUCCCCAUUUCGCCCGACCUGCACUGCAGACAAACCCCGCCAACCUUGGAGGAGAUGAUUUUGCAGUUGGAAUUAGAGGAGGAGACAGCAAGAAGAGCAAAACUCUACAACUAUGAUGAGAUGCGGGGCAGGAUGUCAUGUGUAAACAACUCGGAUAUCCUGCGAUCUGCACGAAAUGCUUUGAAUCAGUAUCCUCGGUUUUCUCUUGAUGGAAAGGAUGCAAUGUAUCGAUCUUCAUUUAGGAACUUGGAUGUUGCUGAAAGGGUUGGGAGGAAAUCAGUUUGCUGUGAGUAUGGUCUCAAAGGGAGAGUUCAUGAUAAUGAGUUCAACUUGACAUUGGAGACAGCCUUACGGUUGCCAUCAACAAUAGCUGGGGAGAAUGUCGUGUGGCGCAAACCAGGAGUGGUAGCCAAGUUGAUGGGUCUUGAGGCAAUUCCGAUGCCGCUGAAUGCUAGAAGUAGCAAAGCAACAUUGGACUCCAUAUUGAAGAGACAGAGUCUAAGGAAGAGAGCUAAGAGGCAAGAAAAAGAGAGAAGAUUUUCCGUGGACUAUCCUGGUUCUGAUGGCACUAUAACAGGAAUGUUAAGUUCUUGCAGUUCAAACAAUGGGUGCUAUAUCGUGAAGCCAAUUGCAACAGAAUCAGCAGCAUGGAGAGCCAGGGAAUUUCUUUAGGUUUCAUUUCCCACUGUUGCAACACAAUGUCCCAAAAAUCAACAAAGACGAACUCCAUAUUUUAGCCAUUACGUUGACGUGGGAUCCUGCACUAGCCAUAAAGCAAGUGGUUCUUGAGGCACUCAAAAAUCUGUCGACAAACAAGGGAACAGUGUUUUGUUAAUCUUUAGAUAUAUAAAAAUAACAAACCAAAUUUCUGAUAGUCA